Molecule: messenger RNA, 1375 nt
Organism: Photinus pyralis (common eastern firefly)
Lineage: Eukaryota; Metazoa; Arthropoda; Insecta; Coleoptera; Lampyridae
Product: homeobox protein six1a-like
Exons: 4
Coding region: 184-1014 (276 amino acids)
Biological process (GO): regulation of transcription by RNA polymerase II
Cellular component (GO): nucleus; transcription regulator complex
Molecular function (GO): RNA polymerase II cis-regulatory region sequence-specific DNA binding; DNA-binding transcription factor activity, RNA polymerase II-specific
Source: RefSeq, a predicted model, not a curated record
CGAACGUGCGUCGUACGUUUUGCACUAAAUUGAAAGAAUUCUGAGAGCAAUUGAGACUGUGCGUCAUAGAUUUAAAUAGAUUUCAUUCGCGGGUGGUUUUGUUUGUGAAUUCGAACGUGCAGUGUUUUGUGCUUACAAAAUGUGUACAUUAAAUUCGCAAUAAACAAAGAAGCUUGCUAGAGAAUGUUAUCGGCGGGGGUAGGAUACGGAACCCCAAGUUCGGGUGCAACACCUCCUUACAGUCCUCCGCCAAGAAACAGCCCUUUGCCCAGUUUUGGAUUUACACAAGAACAGGUCGCCUGCGUUUGUGAGGUGUUGCAACAAGCCGGUAACGUGGAACGUUUGGGUAGAUUUUUAUGGUCGUUACCGGCUUGCGACAAACUUCACAAUAACGAAUCAGUUUUAAAAGCGAAAGCAAUAGUCGCUUUUCACAGAGGAAAUUUUAAGGAACUUUAUAGAAUUUUAGAAAGUCACAAUUUUAGUCCCCACAAUCAUUCGAAGUUACAAGCGCUGUGGUUGAAAGCUCAUUACAUCGAGGCGGAAAGGCUUAGAGGACGGCCUCUCGGUGCCGUCGGCAAAUACAGGGUACGCAGAAAAUUUCCUUUGCCACGAACGAUUUGGGACGGAGAAGAAACUAGUUAUUGUUUUAAGGAGAAGUCAAGAAGCGUCCUAAGGGAUUGGUAUUCUCACAAUCCUUAUCCGAGUCCACGGGAAAAACGAGAGUUGGCCGAGGCUACCGGAUUGACCACAACGCAAGUUUCGAAUUGGUUUAAAAAUCGUAGACAACGCGAUAGGGCCGCCGAGCACAAGGAAACGGGUCCUGGCGGCAAUUCUGAUAAGCAACACGUCGAAUCAACAGGUUCUGAAAGUGAAGGCGAAGGACAAAAGCCACUAGCGUACUCGAAUUCAACGGUACCGGGUGUCUCAUCACAAUUGGGUUACGUUUUACCCAACAUGGGCCAACCUUUAUAUCCGGGACCUGGAAGCGUAUUACACGAUUACCAAACAUUGUGACAUUGGCUAGCAACCCCCUCCGAUGUGUAAUUUCGGGGGUUAUUGUUGUGUACUUAAUAUUCUGUAUAUAUAUUAUUUAUUUUUGUUCGUUAAAAUUGUGUAAACUAUUUUUAUAAUUUGUGUGAUUUUUUAUGGAAGACUUCUCGCCCUUGAUGGGAUUUUUGUAUAGCGGCACAAAAUACAGGCACACAACCACAUUUAUUACUCUGAUUAUGGGAAGGAGCUUAAUUAGAAAAUGUAUCUAUUGUCGAAAGUUGCGCAUUUAUUAAGCCUUUGCAAUAUGUUAGUUAUUGGUUUUAUUAAUGCACACAUUUUCCAAAAUUAUAUAUCUGCCAAUAAAAUGUUUCCUAGAUGUGUUUCA